Molecule: messenger RNA, 4910 nt
Organism: Physella acuta
Lineage: Eukaryota; Metazoa; Mollusca; Gastropoda; Physidae
Product: limb region 1 protein homolog
Biological process (GO): signal transduction
Cellular component (GO): plasma membrane
Molecular function (GO): transmembrane signaling receptor activity
Source: RefSeq, a predicted model, not a curated record
GGAAUGACAACAAAUUCGUUCCACUUUCUGUAUUGAGUCUACUUACAUGCCUUGAAUUUUCGCUCGCCAUGAAUUUAAAUAGUAUAAGAAUAAUUAAUCAAGAAAGUGUUGGUUGAAACUUGGCUGGAGUGCAGCCAUGGACGACCCAGAAGUUACAAUACAAGAGCAAAUGUUCCACAAUGCUGUCAGAGAACUGAUAAUUUCGUUGUUACUGUUCAUCUUGCUGUAUGUCGUCUCUUAUGUGACACUAUGUCAAUUCAGGAAAAGAGCAGACAACGAGGAUAUGUAUGCUGGAGAGGAAGAUGCAGCUGUGUACAGAAUAUCGUUAUGGUUGUGUACUGGAACCCUGUCAGUCUCUGUUGGUGCCGUCCUCCUACUGCCAAUAUCCAUCAUCAGCAACGAAGUCCUUCUCCUCUAUCCUGACAGCUACUACAUCAAAUGGCUCAACUCUUCUCUCAUUCAAGGUUUAUGGAAUCAUGUAUUUUUCUUCUCCAACCUGGCACUAUUUAUCUUAAUGCCUUUUGCUUAUUUUUUUACUGAGGCUGAAGGCUUUUCAGGUUCCAGAAAGGGAUUAAUGUCAAGGGUGAAAGAAGCAUCACUUGUUCUCUUCUUAUUGGGUAUUUUGGUUCUGGGUUUAGCAUAUGUAGCAUCAGCAAUUAUCAGUGGGGAUGAGAAGACAAAGCAAACCUUGUCAGCUUGCAUCCUUGAAUUGAACAGUAGAAAAUGUGUGGAUGUGUGGCACGAACACUUACCCUACCUGUAUUCCUGUAUAUCUUUCAUUGGUGUUCUUGUUUUACUUAUGUGUACCCCUGUAGGUGUUGCUCGUAUGUUUACAGUGAUGGGACAACUUAUAGUUAAACCUCAAUUUUUGCGAGGUAUUGAAGAUCAGUUGAGUACGUUAAGACUGGAGGAAGAAAAUUUGCUCCGAAAAAUUACAUACAGAAAUGGACCGUGUCAAAUAUCCAAUGGUCAUGGUCAUUCCAGUAUAGAAACCCUUAUUGAGACACUGGAAGACACAAGGGAAGCUAUAAAAAUGCUGGAGAGUCGCCAACACAUCUCAUUCUGGAGGAGAAAUCUUUGUUACCCAUUGGUCAUGCUGUUAUUACUAGCCAUCACAGUAUUCAGUAUUCUCAUUGUCCUACAGAACACAUUUUUAUUACUAGUUGGGACUAAGUCUUUGCCUAGAGGUGCUUCAGACACAGUGCUUGGAAUAUCAUCAUUAUCUUCAUUUGGUUCAAUAGGGGCAGCCCUGCAAAUUGUUGUGAUAUUAUAUCUAAUGGUAGCUUCAGUGGUUGGCUUCUACAGCCUGCCUUACUUACGUAAUCUCCAGCCCAGGAGAGGUGAUACAGCCAUGGUGAAGAUCAUAAUGAACUGUGUUGUUCUGCUUCUGCUCAGCUCAGCCCUGCCUAUCUUGUCCAAAACAUUAGGUAUAACCAACUUUGACCUGGUGGGUAACUUUGGCAGCAUGGACUGGCUGGGGAACUUCUACAUCAUCUUCCUGUACAACAUCCUCUUUGCCGUGUCCACAGCCCUCUGCCUCUUCACCAAAUUCACCGGGGCAGUCAGGCGGGAGAUCUAUGACCGCCUGAAAGCCGCAGUCCAAGGUGGGAAAAAAGUUUCUGCGAUGUCCCACGGAGUUGGCAGUGCCGCCAAUUUGACAAACGGCAAGACGGAGAGCAUGAAGGAGGAGUAGCUUGCACGACCCUGUCUUUCAAGUGUAAAUCUUAAAUCACAUGUACUAUAACACCGGAUUGGACUUUGUAUAUUUGUGCCUAAGGAGUCAAGGGGGGAAGGUAAUUUAUUGUUUUCAUAUUGAACACAGAAACAAAGGAUUCUCAUAGUUACUGGGUAAUUGGUUUCGUGAACUUGGUUUUAUUUCAAACACUGUCCUAGUAAUCCACCAAUUAAUGUUGAGUUUGGCAUCACCUUAAAAAUAGUAGUGCAAUGCUAUAUUUGUUUUGUAUUAUUCUGCAAUAUUAUUUUUUUAAACUUUUUUUUUAAGACGACUCUUCAUUUGACACUUACAUGACACUUUUUAUAAGUGCUUUGUGUACCAAAUCACGAGCUUGAUUGGAAGUUAUUUUUUUUUUGCCCAUGCACUUGCAUUAACAGAUCCUGCCUGAAGUUGCUUCUCCCAAAUUACAGUGUCAUUUACUUUACAAAAAAGUCUGAGAUUAUGAAAGCUAUUGUAUGCCUAUGUAAAUUUAAUGUAAUGUUUAUUGUUAUCCAUUUGAUGUUGUUCUAAUGUAGAAACAAAAUAUUAAAAGUAUCUUUUUCUUUAAUUGUGUAUCAUUUAGUAGUUUUUAUAGACUAUUCACUUGGAUGAAAAAUUAACCUAUAAAAGUUAUGAUUCUUAUGUUAUUUUUUAAUUAUAAGAGAUAGUUUUUAUUAUUCCUGUUUUAUUUUUUAUUUUUCUGUGUUGGUGUUUAUUUGCAAAUGGAAGCUACAUUUUUUUUUUAAAAAUGGUUUUAUUUAAUUAUAUCAGUAGGCCUAUUGUUCUAUUUUUAGUUGAGUUUUAGGUGAAGAAUUCUAAUACAUUGGUUUUAUUUUGAUUCGUUUCUUUUCGUACUUAAUUAGCUUGUUUGAGUUACAUAUCCUUAGUAAGCUUUGCUUGACAACUUACAUUUUAGUCUUGUUUUAAUUUGACACAUCUACAACUAAGUUUUCUUUCUUUUGGAUUGCAAAUCUUCUAUAGAUAUAGGCUAGGGUAGUUUGUUUAAAUUUUAAAAAACCAAAGUAUUUUAGUAUAUUGCCAUAUUUUUUAAUCUUCUAAACUUUAGUGCGCACAUUUUACAACUUGUCUGUUGUAAAAAAAAAAUAGCUGUUUAUAAACUUGAAGUACAAAAAAUUUCUUAGAAAAGUUUAAUCAUUUUUUUUUGUAGAAAAAAAAUCGACAACAGGGUGCUGGAACUAGUUUUGUGCUUUGUUUCUUAUAGUUUAUCUUUUGCUGUGGAAAUGAAUGUUAAUUUACACUUACUUUGCAAUGCAAACUCUAAUGUGUUUACUUUUAUCUAGUCUUUUUGUAAAAAAAUAAUAUUUUUUUUUACUAUAAAUCCUAGUUACUUGUAACUGGGGCAGAAUUUUUUUUCUGUUACUUUCAAAGCUUGAUGGGUAUCCAAUUAUGUGAGAUGAUUGUUUUUUAUGUUUAAAAGCAUCUGGAUGCUCAGCUGCUGUUUGCCUGGUUCCAACUCCUUGUAACUUCACAGACUGCUUAAAGAUUUGUUUCUUUUAUUUUGGUGCCAAAAUGUUUCUUUCAACCUGUUUAAGUUAAAACUCAUGUUUCAAGUGGGACCCAUUUACUUAAGUACCUGUGCAACCAUCACCGUGAAGGUGCAAUAGUCCUGAAAUAUGAUUGUCAAUGCAUGCAUUUGUUUCUUUCAUCACAAGCUUUAAACUGAGUACUUUGUUCAGUUUUUUAUAUUACCAGACUGUUGCAGAAAUGCAUUCCAUGUAAAUAUGUACAAUAGAUAUUUUCUGUGUUAAAAAAUGACUUAAACUAUGAACAAAAUCCAUCAGUCCGUAUUCAUACUGGGUUUUUGUAUACCGGCUCACACCUUGGUAAUCCAUUAAUUUUUGCAAAUUAGUAAUAUAUAGACAACAAUUAUGCAUUUCACUUUGUUUUCUUGUGAAAAAUACUUAAGAAAUUAUGAAGCAAUAGUUUGUUUUCAUAACUUUCUUUCAUUGUCAUUUGGAUAUGUGUCUGGUAAACUGUGUGAGGUCUAGUUGUUUAUUUCUUUUCCAAUUUUAUGAUUUAAUAUUCUAUCCCCCAGUUAGUCAUCUAGAGUUAUUUCCCAUUUACAGUAUAUUUAGAGUUGUCCCCUUGCUCUUACUUCUGCUACUGCCACAGUGAAUGUGCCUUAGACUUGAUUUAGUAAUCUAGUAUUAUGCUUGAUGUCAUGGUAAAGUAUGCACAUGAACCAUAACCAUAUCUUUAGUGUGUAACUCUUAAUCAUCAGCCCUGAAGGUCAACUGUCCCCUUCUUCACAUUAUCAGUACAUCAAGCUGCUCAAAUGCUUUAGUAAUGCUCAAUUUAAAAAUCAGGCCUAUGGCGGCUGUAUUUUUAUUAAUAGAAUAACUUUAUACCUAUACUUUAUAUUUUGAGACGUCUUGAUUAACUAUAAAAGAGAGAUGUUUUAGAAAUAAUAGCUUUAGACAGCUCAUUAGUUAUGGUAUAGGAUGCAUAUUUUUUCUUACACAACAUAAAAUGUUUUUAUUCUAGAUUGUUUAUAUUUGUAGUGUGAAGGGGUUAAAAAGUUCUGUAAAUUAUUUUUUUUAAUCUGGUCUAAAUUUUGAAUGACUGUGUUUUUCCCGUUGAGAUUAUUCUUUCCUUUGAUAGAAAUUUUGAAUUCUCAUCCCUGCUGCUUGAUUAUAAUUCAUAACUCUCAAGUAUUAACUUAUGUACACCUGUAUAAACAAUAUUUUUUAGAGAAAUAAUAACUUAUUUUGUUUUGUAAUAAGCUUUGUAAGCUCCAGCUUUUUUAUUAACAUGAUUAUGGGUUGUGCUAAAAAUGUAGAAAUAACAAAUAAUAAUUUGAUGUAUAGAAUCUGUACAUAGUUUACAUAAAUAAAACAGCUAUGUAUUUAUAUAUUUUUUAAAAAAUCAUUUUGAAAUAACGUCAACAAAAUAAGUAAAGAUAACUGUAGUUUGAACAGUGGGGCAAAUUUUAAGAAUUUAUAUUUGAAUUUAAUGCUUCUGCUAUGACAGUAUUACUGUUUACACAUGUAUUUUUAUAAACAUGUUUAAAUGUCGGGGUUGUUGUUUUUAUUAAUAUUAUCAUUUAUCAAUGAGAUAUUAUCAAUUCUGAUCCUUCACCAAAUAAACAAAUGGCAAUGUUGACAAUGGAGUGCUCAUUAGGUGUGAAUAUGAUAUGUAAAUAAAAUGUUUAUAAAUUUGUCGGGCUUGACGUUUU